Talaromyces marneffei is the source of this 2109-nucleotide messenger RNA. RefSeq lists its product as uncharacterized. The transcript has a single exon. Gene Ontology annotation, molecular function: protein binding. The coding region runs from base 1 to 2109 and encodes 702 amino acids. Lineage: Eukaryota; Fungi; Ascomycota; Eurotiomycetes; Eurotiales; Trichocomaceae. The record is from RefSeq and is a predicted model, not a curated record.
AUGUCUUGUCCAGAGCCUCCUUCAGCCCUUGAUGGGCGUUGUUCAGUUGUCUAUAACAACACUAUCUACGUUUACACUCCUUCCGCAUUAUUAUCCCUACCUCUCGAACAGGGCGCCGAGUGGACAUCUACAAAUGCUGGCCAAGGAGUCACCGACGCCGUCUGUGUCACAGGUACAAUUGAUGGCUCCGCCGAUAACCAAGCUUUAUAUGUUGUCGGAGGUACUACGGCCGACUCGACAUAUAUGGGUCUUCAACGAUACUCAUUCGCCAAUAAAAAGUGGGAGUCCCUUAAUCUGGGUGGUGGUCUUCGGAAUACAGUCAACCACAGUGCUAUAUAUCUCCCCGGCACUGCUUCGAUCCUUGUCUAUGCAGGAUCUAAUGAUGGAAACCAGGAUGCGUCGACAACAACCUUUGAAAUUCCCCUCGCAAACGGAGGGACGAUACAGAACCGUAACGGUGCCGGUAUAGCAGCUGGGAUCAAACCAACCUUAUUACCUUGGGAUAGUUCGACGGCCGUUUACGUGGGAGGAACUCCUACGAACACUGAAGUGUUUCUUUACCAUGGCGAUAGUGGCUGGGGCACGUCACAGAUUUCCCUGGCCAGCGGCAUACCCAGUACUGCCGGUGUUGCCAUCCAAUCAAACGCAGACGGGAGCAAAUUUUUGGAAAUUUUUGAUAUGUCCGUCUCCCCAAACAACGUAACAUACGUCGCUUUGCUGCAGCCCGGUGGUUCUGCGGCAUUCCCUGGUGAACCCGUGACAUUCACCACUUCUCCGUCAUACAAUGGUACCCUAGCGUCCACAACGACACGCAACAGUUUCUCGUUGGCCCAGUCCUAUAACGGCUUAGUCGUGAUAGCUGGCGGAAGCAGCACGGAUGCCAUCACUGUUUUUAACCAGACUCAGAAUAGCUGGGUCAACACCACAAAACUCUUUUACGGUGACGCAGUAAGUGCGGGCCUCCAGCAUCCAAUAGGUCCAUCUUCGACAACUGCUCCGACGACCAGCGCUACGGCUGCGACAACAACAUCGGCAUCGGCAACAACCACUGCCGCAGCCUUCGGUGGGACCAGGAUCAGCACGGGUGUCGUCAUAGGUGCAACUCUAGGUUGCUUGCUAGGUGUGGCUGCCAUCCUAAUUAUUCUGCUGGUAGUCCUUCGCCGUUUUCACCGAAAGAAUGGUACCUUGGGCACAGGUAGCCGCCGUUAUGGUCAAGAUAAAGACCGGCUGAGCUUCCAGGAUCAAGGUAUUGAACCUCUCACAAUGGCUGCCGUGCCUAUGGCUCGAAGCCAUGUGCCUUCAGCAGUCGACUCUCUCAACAUGAUUUCUGGGAAAUUUGAAAACGAAUAUCCUGGUACAUUCAUGGCAGAUAAAACUCCAGUGACGACCCGGUCUUUGAUACCACCAACUAAGACCACCCUGACAACGAUUACUACUAGCCAGGCAGAUCAGUAUAGAAAUAAUACCCUCACCCCUAUCACCGAGUCUCACUCACGGGGUGAUCGAAGCACUGAUGAAGGUUGGGGUAAAUAUUUCCAGGAUGGAGAAGGUCCGACGACUGACUCUCCUCGCACUACAAUGAAUUCGGACAUUUCUCAGAUCACCAAGUCUGAUUAUCGAGGUAGUAUGUGGCCUCAUGAAGUACCAGAGAGAACCACAAUUGCAUUGAGUGCUCUAGAUGGACCCAGACCAUUAGGACAAGUUGCUUCUGGCAGUCCUAGCACAGAACAUUUACCGUCAUUUGGGUCCCGGCAUAUCCAUCAAGGUCAGUCUGCUCAUAUAUCUAGCGCAGAUUCGGUCAGCUUCGUCUCGGAGGAAGAAGAUGACCAUGACCGCCAUAAUGCGUUUUCUUCUGGCGUUCCACAGAGCGUUCAUGAUGGAACACAGUGGACACACCAGCCUUGGAACCUACGACCACCAAGUAGCAACUAUACCGAUAGCUUCUAUCAAUCAAGUGCACGUGAACCCUCGGGUGUGCAUGAGCCGAUAAUUGAUGCUCGGUCUCAUGGACGAAGAUCAAGUGGCAUCCUUCAUGACGACAGGGAUAGCUAUUCGUCGAAGAAAGUCAAUUCAGAUAUGAGCUGGUUGAACUUGCAUGCGGAUAAAUAA